AUGGCCGCACCCAAGUACACAUUUGACGCCUCCCUCGCGGGUUUCAACAUCUCCAGGGCCGCCUUCCUCGCCGCCAACCCGCACCUUGCCCGCGUCAUGGCCGCCGCCAUGGUCUUCCGCCCCAAUCCCGACCCCCCCCUUACCUCCUCCUUGCCGCAGACGCUCCUCAUCUGCCGCGCCGCCACCGACACCUACCCUCUCCGGUGGGAGGUCCCCGGCGGCAGCGUCGACGCCUCCGACGCCACCAUCCUCGACGGCGUCGCGCGCGAGCUCCUCGAGGAGUCCGGCCUCGUCGCGUCGCACAUGGUCGCGCCCAUCCUCAUGUCGCCGCACGAGGACCUCCCGGAGGCGGUGCGCGCGGGGCUCGGCAUCCAGCCAGACGACGAGGGGCUCGGCGCGGAGGGGCUGACGGUCACGUUCGUGGAGACGGGCAACCUGUGGGCGAAGCUGACGGUGCUGGUGAGGGUGAGGAGCACGGAGGAGGUGCGGCUGACGCCGGAGGAGCACGAGGAGGCGGCGUGGGUGACGGAGGAGCAGGUGCGCAGGGCGGAGCUGCCACCGGCGGAGGGCGAGGCGGAGGGGAGGAGGAUGGAUUUCGUGAGUGAUGGCGUGCGGAGGUCGAUCCUGGACGGGUUUCGCGUCUAUGCGCAGAGCAUUUCAGGCGAGAAGGAUAGAACAUAA
Molecule: messenger RNA, 681 nt
Organism: Cordyceps fumosorosea ARSEF 2679
Lineage: Eukaryota; Fungi; Ascomycota; Sordariomycetes; Hypocreales; Cordycipitaceae
Product: NUDIX domain protein
Exons: 1
Coding region: 1-681 (226 amino acids)
Biological process (GO): NAD+ catabolic process; NADP+ catabolic process
Cellular component (GO): cytosol
Molecular function (GO): NADH pyrophosphatase activity
Source: RefSeq, a predicted model, not a curated record